This is a messenger RNA of Malus domestica (apple), 1289 nucleotides long. Its product is annotated as proteasome subunit alpha type-1-A-like. The record is from RefSeq and is a predicted model, not a curated record. NCBI's taxonomy places the organism in Eukaryota, Viridiplantae, Streptophyta, Magnoliopsida, Rosales, Rosaceae. Gene Ontology annotation, cellular component: proteasome core complex, alpha-subunit complex; proteasome core complex. Gene Ontology annotation, biological process: proteasomal protein catabolic process; ubiquitin-dependent protein catabolic process.
AAAAGGAAAGCACAAAAAAAACCCUCUCCCGGUUCGUCUCAGAGAGAGAGCGUCGGUGUCUCACUUGCUUGAACAAAAAGAAAACCCCAACAAAAAUCCUCACAGCUUCACCGAGAGAGAGAGCUGUGAUUUCUUCUUAGAGAGAGAAACAAAAAACGACGCUGUAAAGAUGUUCAGGAACCAAUACGACACCGACGUGACGACGUGGAGCCCCGCCGGGCGGCUCUUCCAGGUGGAGUACGCGAUGGAGGCCGUCAAGCAAGGCUCCGCCGCCAUUGGGCUCCGAUCCAAAACCCACGUUGUCCUCGCCUGCGUUAACAAGGCCAACUCCGAGCUCUCUUCCCACCAGAAGAAGAUCUUCAAGGUGGACGACCACAUCGGCGUCGCCAUUGCUGGGCUUACAGCCGACGGCCGUGUCCUCUCCCGGUACAUGCGAUCGGAGGCCAUUAACUACAAUUACACCUAUGAGUCCCCGCUCCCCGUCGGGCGACUCGUGGUUCAGCUCGCCGAUAAGGCUCAGGUCUGUACCCAACGCUCAUGGAAGCGACCGUAUGGAGUUGGACUAUUAGUAGGUGGGUUGGAUGAGUCUGGAGCUCACCUGUAUUACAACUGCCCAAGUGGAAACUACUUCGAAUACCAGGCUUUUGCAAUAGGGUCUCGCUCACAAGCUGCAAAGACAUACUUGGAACGCAGGUUUGAGAAUUUCACAGGCUCUACAAGGGAGGAUCUGAUCAAGGAUGCCCUCAUUGCAACAAGGGAAACCUUGCAGGGAGAAAAACUGAGAAGUUCCAUAUGCACAAUUGCUGUGGUUGGAGUUGGGGAGCCAUUCCAUAUAUUGGAUCAGGACACCGUCCAGAAGUUGAUUGAUGCAUUUGAGAUUGUGCAGGAUGAGGCUCCUGCUGCUGAACCCGAUGCUGGUGCUGAGCCUGCUGCAGCUGCAGAAGAGGGUGAGGGCUCUGGCGCUGGCGCUGGCGCUGGCGCUGACCAGGCAGCAGUUCCCGAACCGGAUGUAGCUCCCAUGGAUAUCUGAGGAUGAUAGAUAGAAGCAGUUGUCUUUCCAUCCCUUCAAUGAGGUUUUCUUGCAGUAUGUGGUUCUUAAGAGUAUGGAUGGUAUUGGAGAAGAUUACAAUCUUCUGGUGAACAUUUGCCGUUUCUUUUUCUUCUCUUAUAAACAUUUUGAAAGUGGCUUCUGGUUAGAUCGACUUUACAUUCAAUGUUUACCGUUACGAUACAGUUAUUGAACCUUAUUGCUGUCGGAAAACUCGAUUUUUAUUGAAUCGUUUACUGUC